AUGGGUAAAGAAAUUAAAAUAACAGUUCAUGGACUUGGAGCAGCAAUUGAAAAAUCAAUAAAUUUAGUGUUGGCUCUUAAUGAUAUUAUGCAAGAUCAAAUUAUUUACAAAACUACUACUAAUACAGUUCAAUUAAUUGAUGAUAUUAUGCCUGAUGAUGAUGAUAAAGAUUUGGAAAUUCAAACCAGAUGUAAUUCAAGCAUAUGCAUUCAAAUUUCGCUUAAAGAUGAUGUGAAAAAAUAUGUUGUUAAUAAAAACAAAACUUUCACUUAUUAA
Messenger RNA from Entrophospora sp. SA101, 276 nucleotides. The record is from the annotation of a GenBank genome assembly. Lineage: Eukaryota; Fungi; Glomeromycota; Glomeromycetes; Entrophosporales; Entrophosporaceae.